CCAACUGCCUACUCUACUUAUCUACUGCAUUAUUUCUGUGAAAGCAAAAGCCGUGCAUGGAACAGAUGCUUGGAAUGGUAUUGGGAUCCAAUUACUACACUUUUCCAACCUUACAUCUAUUGUCUAAACUUGGAACAGGCAUAUUUUUAUUCCUUGGUGACACUAUAUAAAGAGACAAUUGGCAUUGUGUUUGCUGGCUGACUAGUUGGCAGAGAAGGGGUGGAAGGAGCAGCAGCAGUAUGGCUCCAAAAAAGGCAAAGAAGAAGAUAGAAGGUGGUUCCAAUGUAUUCUCUAUGUUUGAACAAACCCAGAUCCAGGAGUUCAAAGAGGCUUUUACCAUCAUGGAUCAGAACAGGGAUGGCUUUAUUGACAAAGCAGACUUGAGAGACACGUUUGCUGCACUAGGUCGUCUGAAUGUCAAGAAUGAGGAGCUUGAAGACAUGGUGAAGGAGGCGCCAGGUCCUAUUAACUUCACUGUCUUCCUUACGAUGUUUGGGGAAAAGCUGAAAGGCACGGACCCAGAAGAAACCAUUCUGAAUGCUUUUAAGAUUUUCGACCCAGAAGGAAAAGGCCACAUAAAGGCAGACUACAUCAAAGAAAUGCUUAUGACACAGGCAGACCGGUUCAGUCAAGAAGAGAUCAACCAGAUGUUUGCUGCUUUCCCUCCAGAUGUCUCUGGUAAUCUUGACUAUAAGAACCUCUGUUACGUUAUCACCCAUGGUGAGGAGAAAGACUAAGAGGAAAGAGAUGAGCUUCUCCUGUGAUGAUGCACCAAGUUAUUUCAUAAUGCUUUUGUGUGCAAGACAAAGGGCUAAACAUUCAGUAUGUGAAGCCAUGUGGUCAUCAGAAGAGAACCAAUAAAACAAUUGAAAUUAGAUUAAA
This is a messenger RNA of Grus americana (Whooping crane), 882 nucleotides long. It is a transcript of the gene MYL10, whose product is annotated as myosin light chain 10. Lineage: Eukaryota; Metazoa; Chordata; Aves; Gruiformes; Gruidae. The record is from RefSeq and is a predicted model, not a curated record. The transcript has 7 exons. Gene Ontology annotation, cellular component: cytoplasm; mitochondrion. The coding region runs from base 240 to 737 and encodes 165 amino acids. Gene Ontology annotation, molecular function: calcium ion binding.